AUGUCCACCUACUCCCAAUCCCUCCUCCCCCGGCGCUCCUCCGUUCCCAAAGCCCGCUCCGUUCUCAAACCCCCCGAACGCCCCAUCGCCCUGCGCUGCGAAUACAUCACCGACACAAAAACCGUCCUCACGCUCAACCCGCAAGGCGACUCCAAUUCCUCAAAAGCAUACAAGAUACUAGACAAUGAAGGCGCAGUAGUGUUCACAGUAACGGGGUGGAAAUUCAGCAAUAGAAGUUGCCGCGAGUUCCGCGAUGCCUCGGGACUACCGCUAUUCGAGCUGCAUCGGAAUUGGUUCAAGUUUAGGCACAAGUGGUGUGUUACGUUGCCGGGGGUUGAGCCUGGUAGCAGCAGUGCAAGCAGUAGUAGUGGUAGUGGGUUUGGGGAUGGUAGUUGUAAUGGGGGAGUGCUUGCGACGGGAUCGCAUCGGAUUCGGGCCCUUGGGUAUAAGCCUUUUGGGGGCUUUAGUAUUGGGAUUGAGCGGAAUGCUGCUGCUGCGGACUCAAAGAAAGAGGAUGAUAAGAAGCUCUCGUUGGAAAUCGAGAAAUACGGAAAUGUUUUGGCGCUAUUUGACGUCGUCGAUGGGGAUCGCAAAGUCGCCCAGGUGCGCGAGAGCAUCGAGCAUAACGAGAGGUUGGCCUUAAUCAGUUCGCGUGCGGACUAUCGCCCUGUUUUGGAUGUCAUUGUCACCCCCGGAGUCGACUUGUCUUUGAUUGCUAUAAUUGCGGUGAUUGCGUCGGAUUCUGUUUUUACAGCGAAUGUUUGA
Molecule: messenger RNA, 765 nt
Organism: Aspergillus chevalieri
Lineage: Eukaryota; Fungi; Ascomycota; Eurotiomycetes; Eurotiales; Aspergillaceae
Exons: 2
Coding region: 1-765 (254 amino acids)
Source: RefSeq, a predicted model, not a curated record